Molecule: messenger RNA, 2911 nt
Organism: Vicia villosa (hairy vetch)
Lineage: Eukaryota; Viridiplantae; Streptophyta; Magnoliopsida; Fabales; Fabaceae
Product: carbon catabolite repressor protein 4 homolog 6
Exons: 16
Coding region: 70-2607 (845 amino acids)
Molecular function (GO): 3'-5'-RNA exonuclease activity
Source: RefSeq, a predicted model, not a curated record
GCGUGUAAAAACGCGCCAGAUUCUUUCUCACGCGCUCUCCUUCUACUCCCACUCUUUCACUCCCGCACAAUGCGACGUACUCCUCCGACUACCAACUUCCUUGCCGCCACCGACGCCGCCUUCUCCACCGCCACAAUGUCUUCCCGUCCUUAUCACCGAGGUCACCGUAGAGGAUACUCCGGCCGCUCGUAUACCGGCGGGAGAGACCAGUUCGUUACUGGAGACGAUCACUUACAGUCAGUCCGCGACGCCAAUUCGGCAAUCCGGCAAGGCGAGAGAGGAAGCUCUACGAAUCAAACGCAGUAUUAUCAGAAUCCACCGCAUGAUCCGAGGUUUCGUCCGCCACAGUUUUAUUAUCAGAAUCCACCUUACAAUGCUCAUCCACCGUCUCAAUUUCAGAAUCAGUUUUACAAUCCAAGGCCUCAUCCACCGCCUCAAUAUCAAAAUCAGAAUCAGUCUUAUAAUCCAAGGCCUCGUCCUUAUCCUCAUCAGCAGCCGCAUUUUCGGCAGCCGUAUGAUCACCGACGGGAAUUUCGGCCGCCACAGAAUUUUCGCCCGAAGCCUCAGGAUUAUCGAGAGUGGGAGCUUGCUUUGACACCGCCACCUCCUCAUUGUGAAAGGUUUAAAGUCCUUUCCUAUAAUAUACUGGCCGAUUACCUUGCUAUGGACCACUGGAAAAAACUUUAUUAUCAUGUACCUCCUUACAUGUUGAACUGGCAGUGGAGAAAGAGUAAAAUAAUUUCUGAGCUUGGCUUGUGGUCUGCCGAUAUCAUGUGCUUUCAGGAGGUUGAUAGAUUUGAUGAGUUGGUGGAGGAUUUGAAGUUUAAAGGAUACAGAGGCAUCUGGAAGAUGCGUACGGGCAAUCCAGUCGAUGGUUGUGCAAUCUUUUGGCGAACAUCAAGGUUCAAUUUGUUAUAUGAAGAAAGCAUAGAGUACAAUAAGUUGGGUCUUAGAGACAAUGUUGCUCAAAUAUGUGUACUAGAGCUCAUUAAUCAAAAUGGAUCUCUCCCACCCAGCUUGACAGGUUCUCGUAAAGUUGUGGUUUGCAACAUCCAUGUGCUUUACAAUCCAAAUAGAGGAGAAAUUAAGCUUGGCCAGGUCAGAGUCCUACUGGAUAAGGCUCAAGCUGUUUCUCAACUUUGGAAUAAUUCCCCUAUUAUUAUCUGUGGGGAUUUUAAUUGUACCCCUAAGAGUCCAUUGUACAACUUUAUCGCAGAACAAAAGUUAGAUCUAUCUGGAAUAGAUAGGAAUAAAGUGUCAGGGCAAGCUUCUGCUGUAAUUCGUGCACCAUGGACUUACGGUCCUAAUUCUAGGGAAAAAAGAUUUGCUAAUGGUUCAGUUCAGGUCACAUCCCCUGAAGGUGACAAGGGAGUUAGAAUUGAACAAAAUAGUUCUUUGUCAGACAUGCAGAAUCCAACCACUGAGAGUAGCAAUUCUGAAAAUCAAAAUUCCAGCCCUGUUUUGGGUACGUCUAAUCCGACAAAUGUGCAGUGUAGUGGGGAGAGUGACACAUGUGCAGGAAAAGAUACUCAGGGGGCUGUUGACCAUAAUACGGUUUUUGGUGAAGUUGAUGGCAUGAAAGAAGUGCCAAAUCCUUCUAAUAAUAUCAGCAGACUCCCAACUGAUCAUAUAAAUAUAAAUGAUGAUGAAAUUCAUGACGUCACACCUAUAACGCCUUCAGCUCUAGAGACAGUUCACACUGAUCCAACCGGGAUGGGAAGCACAGAGCAUAUAUCAGAUGCUAUUUCAACUUCAAGUCAAGAAUCAUUGAGUAAAAGCUUCAACUUGCAUGACCAUGAAGGAAAUAGGCAUGUAGAGUCUGACUGUUCCCCAACCUCACUUCAAGAAGGUGAUCAAACUUCAAAGGUGGAGAUAGAUCUUGAGUCAACAGAUCUUAACCAAGAAGUAUCCUCAAAUAAACUAUCGAGCAAGACUUCAGUUUCUAAUGACAAAAUGAAUUGCUCAUCAACUGCAUAUCUAGUUGACGAAUCACAAACACCUACCAACUUUGACUUUACUCUAAAUGAAAAACUAGAGAAAUUUUCCCUUGAUGAUAUAGAUAAAGUCGAUGUAAGCAGUGGGAAUAUUGGUGAAGAUGCCGUUGAUUUCAUAAAUGCCUUACAUAAUGCCGAAGAAGAUUUUGCUUCUAACGACUCGAUGCUGCCUGCAGAAAGCAAUGAAGUGAAGGAUGACUUAUUUCCAAGUUUGAUUUCCAAAUCUAUUGACGCGGAGAAUAAUACUUAUAAUCCAUCGUCGUGGACCCCUGCUGAGAUAGAAACUGCAACAGGAAAUGCCGAGAGCACAUUCUUGGAGCACCCUUUACUGCUCAAGAGCACGUACACCGAAGCUACGAACUCUCCAGGAACUAGAGACCCUAAUGGUGAACCCUUAGUAACCAGCUACCACAAGUGCUUCUUGGGCACUGUUGACUACAUUUGGCGAUCUGAAGGUCUGCAAACAACCGGAGUUCUUGCUCCAAUACCUAAACAUGUCAUGGAAAGCUCUCAAGGAUACCCAACUAAGAAAUGGGGUAGCGAUCAUAUUGCCUUGGUUUCAGAGUUAGCUUUCUUGGAAGAUGGUACUACCAUCAGCAAGGAUGUUGUAUAGCAUCUUACUCGACAAAUAAAUUAUGGCCAUUUGCCAUUGUAAGAUUUUCAAAUCUGGUGCCAGGUCUUGGCCUAAUUUGCCGUCUUCAGGUUUUAUGUCGUGGAGGCUAGACGUAUUUAUGUAACUUGUAAAUAAUUAAUAAUAUUAAUUAUCAAAUCAAUUUGUACAUCAUUUCAAUGGUAAAUGAGUGUAAAUUGUUGGUCUAGAUUAUAAUGCUUGACGGCAACAUCUAUUUAUAUUUAGGUAUUAAUGUAAACAAAUUCUUGAUAUUAACAUCAUCAAUUUUAUAAAAAAAAGUUGUACA